This is a messenger RNA of Octodon degus (degu), 3531 nucleotides long. RefSeq names its product TNF alpha induced protein 1 (gene Tnfaip1). The coding region runs from base 310 to 1260 and encodes 316 amino acids. Gene Ontology annotation, cellular component: Cul3-RING ubiquitin ligase complex. NCBI's taxonomy places the organism in Eukaryota, Metazoa, Chordata, Mammalia, Rodentia, Octodontidae. Gene Ontology annotation, molecular function: ubiquitin-protein transferase activity; protein binding. The transcript has 7 exons. Gene Ontology annotation, biological process: negative regulation of Rho protein signal transduction; protein ubiquitination; protein homooligomerization. The record is from RefSeq and is a predicted model, not a curated record.
UGGAGUGUUUUGCAUGACGGGCCUUGUAGUCUUAGUUUGCUGGGUAGGCAGGGCUGGACCGGUCGGCCGGGAGGAGUCGGCGGGCUCAGGAUGUGAGCUCACAGUCCGAGAUCGCGGGCGGGCAGGUGGCCACGGGCCUGGGGCGGCACUGAGUCCGCUUGCCACUCAGCUGAAAGCAGAGGAGCCCCCGGGAAGUGUUGAGAGUAUGAGGCUCUGGCCUCCGCGCUGGCCUCACUUGUGACCACUUCCACCACAGUGGAGCCUUCCAAGCCCACCUCCUGUCGUGUGGUGAUCUACCUGCAGCGGGAGAUGUCUGGGGACACGUGUUUGUGCCCUGCCUCAGGGGCUAAGCCCAAGCUAAGCAGCUUCAAGGGAGGAGGACUGGGCAACAAGUAUGUGCAGCUCAAUGUGGGUGGCUCCCUGUACUACACCACGGUGCGGGCACUCACGCGGCACGACACCAUGCUGAAGGCCAUGUUCAGCGGGCGCAUGGAGGUGCUGACUGACAAAGAAGGCUGGAUCCUCAUAGACCGAUGUGGAAAGCACUUCGGCACCAUUCUGAAUUACCUCCGAGAUGACACCAUUACCCUCCCUCAAAACCGGCAAGAAAUCAAGGAACUGAUGGCUGAAGCAAAAUAUUACCUCAUUCAGGGGCUGGUGAACAUGUGCCAGGCUGCCUUGCAGGACAAGAAAGACUCCUACCAGCCUGUGUGCAACAUCCCCAUCAUCACGUCCCUGAGGGAGGAGGACAGGCUCAUUGAAUCCUCUACCAAGCCCGUGGUGAAGCUGCUGUACAACAGAAGCAACAACAAGUAUUCCUAUACCAGCAACUCUGAUGACCACUUGCUGAAAAACAUCGAGCUAUUUGAUAAGCUUUCCCUGCGCUUCAACGGCCGCGUGCUCUUCAUCAAGGAUGUCAUUGGUGAUGAAAUCUGCUGCUGGUCCUUCUAUGGCCAGGGCCGUAAGCUGGCAGAGGUGUGCUGCACCUCCAUCGUGUACGCCACGGAGAAGAAGCAGACCAAGGUGGAAUUCCCAGAGGCCCGAAUCUACGAGGAGACACUCAACGUCUUACUCUAUGAGACCCCUCGAGUUCCUGACAAUUCUUUGUUAGAAGCCACAAGCCGGAGCCGGAGCCAGGCUUCCCCCAGUGAAGAUGAGGAGACCUUUGAACUGCGGGACCGAGUGCGCCGCAUCCACGUCAAGCGCUAUAGCACUUACGACGACCGGCAACUUGGCCACCAGUCUGCCCACCGUGACUGAUAUUACCAUAAGGGAGUCUGGGCACAGGAGGCCCUGUCUCCCAUCCUGUGGAGCCUCACCCCAUCUGCCACCCCCCACUGCUGCUGUCUGGGUGUCUUCCUCCAGCACUCAAAGGCAUGACAGACCUUGCCUGGGAGGUCAAAGGGCCCAGGCAGCACAGAGGGGCCAUGUUCCCUUGUCCUGGCCCCAAGCACUUCCACAUGUAUCUCCCUUUCUGCACAAGGAGCUGCUUCUGUUCUGGAGUGAAUGGACUGACCUCCCACCUCCUGCCAGGAACAUUCCCUUAGCUCCAUUGCAGAGUGCCCCCUUUCUCAGUUGAGGCCCACAGGAAGCUUUCUUCUGGGGGAAGGUGGCUUUUGGUGCUGUGGAAGCCCAAACUUUAGCAGAAGGGGGCUUCUUUUUUCCUAAGGUGUCUAAGCACAGGUUUGAUGACUUUUUUAAUAACCUAGGAAAUUAAUAGUUUUAAACCUAAUAAAGGGCCUGGACGUUUCUGCCACCCCUGUAGAGUGCAAGGGCCCUGUGUAAGCCAGACCUUCAGGCCUUCUUGAUGCCUUUGGGAUCUGUCUUUAAAGCACUUUGUACUGAUAUUCAGGAAGUUUGUCACUUGCCCUGACCAAUGUAUUUUUAUGACCCUAAUCCCCUCUUGUAGAAUCAGCCUGAAAGAGGAGAGCUAAAGAGGAACCAGUAAAACAAUCCUCAAAAGCAGCCAGUGUGGCUUUGCUGGCCUGGCCAGCCAGCCCUAAGAGCACCAAGGAAGGAAGGAUGCUACAGCUGGAAUCUGUGGUGUUAACAUAGCAUCCUGUGAGAAAAGACUCCUCACCCCCCACAGCUUAGAGGGACUGACAGGAUUGUUCUUCAUUCUGGUCCUAGAAGGCAUAUGGAUCAUAAAGGCAGAGGCUGGCACAUGGGCCUGAAAGUAAGCACCAGGAGGGCCACAAAACUUAAGGACACUGCACAGUGCUGGCCUGUGUUCCCAGCUGCCCCUGUGCAGAGGUGGCCAAAGCUGGGCCAUUGUAUCACCUGCCCUCACAGACAUACGUUAUUGGUUUGUAUCCUGGCUAGGGAAGGUGGCUGUGCCCAGUGGUGAGUCUCUGGGCAAAGUAACCAUAACAACCUAAGCCCCUUGAAGACCUUUCUUCCCAAUUGCUAGGUCUUUUAGCCAUUAGGAUUCCCUGUGUACCAGCCAGGGCGAGUUCCCCUUCAGGACUUUGGUUUUUAUCCCCUUGUCAGGUUUGGUCCUUGCCAGGAAGCUUAUCUGAAUUCUUUCCAGAAGAAUGCUGUCUGGGAGGGAGCCGUUCUACCAGCCUAACAAAGCACUGUGGCCAUGACCAGUCCCACUUUCAUGAAAGAACAGUUGCCAGGCUCAUCCCUCAAGCACUACUAAGACUGCUAAGUGGUUGCUCAUGGCACAGCCCAAAGCCUCUGGGCAAAUACCAGGCCCAGGUGGCCACUCAAGGACCUGAAAUGACAAGAUAGGGCAAGGCAAAUGUGACUUACUAAUCGGGCAUUUUUUGUUAGUCACAAUCUUGAAUGUAUAAAUAGCACUCAGGCCAGGUGUCGGCAACCAGCUACUAGUCUUCCAGCCCUCACUGGAGGUAAGGUGACAAUCCAUUUCUUUUAGAUUCAGGCUUAGACUUUGUGGCUUUCCUAGAGACUGGAAUGCCUCAGCCUGAGGCCACUGCACUAUUUUCUCAGCUGCCCUCUUGAAGCCCUUUAAUUCCCAGCUCCCUGAGGUAUUUUCAUGCUUGUCCUUCAACCUCUAUGUUCCCUACCUGCUAAUUAGUGCUCUGACUUUCAGAUCCUCUGCCAUCUCAGUGAUACCUAGUUUUGAUCCUGAAAGCACAAUAGUCUGGGCCUGGGCAUUUUUCUUUUUUGACUAUUAGCUCCUUAAUCUUAAGGAAAACACUAAUACUAAAUCCACUGACAUGAUCUUAGCUUCUUUUAAUCAUUCUUUGUGGCUUAAGGGUUUGUAGAAUGUGUUAACGUCAUUCAGAAAACACCUUUUGGCAGUAUGAAUUUUCACACUUCAGCCAAGCAAGGGAAAAAUGAAAGAGCAGGGUCAAAUUUUCUUAUUGGUGUUGAGAAAACUGAAAGCUUGCUGUUAAGACAAAGCAGUAAUUGUUGACGAAUUUCAUAUGUGACCAUGGUCUGCCUGAAGAAUGGCAUAAAUCCUGACAGUUUUUCUUUUAUCACUAACUAUAAUCCUUUGUUAACCUAAGUGAUAGAAGCACACACUAAUUUCUAAUAAAACUGUUAUGCUGCAGUGGUACA